AUGGAUUCUAGACACAACGUUAUAGAUUUGGUUGGUAACACUCCGCUUAUCGAGCUGAAGAAGCUGCCUAAGGCGUAUGGUAUUCGUCCUCGUGUGUUUGCCAAGCUGGAGCUGUACAACCCAGGUGGUUCCAUCAAGGACCGUAUCGCCAAGAGCAUGAUCGAGUACGCAGAGGAGCAAGGCAUCAUCCACCCUUCGAGGUCUACGCUGAUCGAGCCCACCUCUGGUAACACCGGUAUUGGUCUUGCGCUUAUCGGUGCCGUCAAGGGUUACAGAACUAUUAUCACGUUGCCUGAGAAGAUGUCCAAUGAGAAAGUUAGUGUUCUGAAGGCGCUUGGUGCUGAGAUUAUCAGGACGCCAACGGAGGCUGCUUGGGACUCUCCCGAGUCGCACAUCGGUGUGGCCCGCCGUCUGGAGAAGGAGAUCCCUGGCGCGAUCAUCCUGGACCAGUACAACAACAUGAAGAACCCCGAGGCCCACUACUUCGGUACCGGUCGCGAAAUCCAGAAGCAGCUGGAGGACCUGAAGCUGUUCUCCCACUUGAACGCCGUGGUCGCCGGUGCCGGUACUGGUGGUACCAUCUCCGGUAUCUCCAAGUACUUGAAGGAGCAGAACCCAGAGAUCAAGAUCGUCGGCGCUGACCCUGUCGGCUCCAUCCUUGCCCAGCCAGAGAACUUGAACGAGACCGAGAUCACCUCUUACAAAGUCGAAGGUAUCGGCUACGACUUCAUCCCAGAAGUGCUAGACAGAUCCUUGGUCGACGUGUGGUACAAGACCGACGACAAGCCUGCCUUCAAGUACGCAAGACAGCUGAUCUCCAACGAGGGUGUCCUGAUCGGUGGCUCCUCCGGUUCUGCGUUCACAGCGCUAGUCGAGUACUGCAACGACCACCCAGAACUGUCCGAAGACGACGUCCUGGUCGCCAUCUUCCCAGACUCCAUCAGAUCGUACUUGACCAAGUUCGUCGACGACGAAUGGUUGAAGACAAACGACCUGUGGGACGACGAGAUCCUGAAGCGCGUAGACUUCGACGAAAAGAAGAAGCCAGCCACCGACGACGUCUUCAAGGGCGCCACCGUCAAGGACUUGCACUUGAAGCCAGUGGUCGCCGUCAAGGACAACGCCUUGGUCUCCGACGUCAUCUCCAUCCUAAGAGACAACGCCUUCGACCAACUGCCUGUCCUGACACAAGACGGUAAGCUAACGGGUCUGGUGACUUUGUCCCAAUUGCUAAAGAAGCUAUCCACCGGCAAAGUUAACAACACAGACACAAUCAAGAACCUAUACUUGGAUUUCAGAAAGUUGAACAACUUCGACGAAGUCUCCUCUUACAACGAAAACAAGUCCGGUAAGAAGAAGUUCGUCCAAUUCACUUCCGAAUCCACUUUGGCUGAAUUGAACAAGUUCUUCGAAAAGAACUCCAGUGCCGUCAUCACAGAUGGAUUGAAGCCUGUUCACAUCGUUACAAAGAUGGACUUGCUAAGUUACUUGGCUUCCACCGCUUGA
Messenger RNA from Nakaseomyces glabratus, 1506 nucleotides. RefSeq names its product cystathionine beta-synthase CYS4 (gene CYS4). Lineage: Eukaryota; Fungi; Ascomycota; Saccharomycetes; Saccharomycetales; Saccharomycetaceae. Gene Ontology annotation, molecular function: cystathionine beta-synthase activity. Gene Ontology annotation, cellular component: cytoplasm. The record is from RefSeq and is a predicted model, not a curated record.